CCAGACACCCAGCAAGGAGCAAAAUGGCCAGGGCAGCACCCUCUGUUUCCGGAGCAGCUGCAGCAAGGGGUGGACAACCUGGGGGACCAGGGACCCCAGACUCGCUUGGAGCCCUGUGAGUGGCCGCAGCCCCAGGAAGGCUGGAUCCAGAGGACCAGCCAACAGGAUCGCUCAGGAUGGAAGUCUUCUACUCAAGUAAGACCUUGGCAGCCUUGGUGUCGGCUCCAUAGUCCACCUACGCUGCCAUGUGGGAAGAUUCCCAUGCGCCAGCUGCAGACCCAAAGUCCAGGCAAGUUGGGGCUUUGAGGGGCACAGAGGGAACCCCUGGUCAUACAGUGAAGAGAGCAGCAAUGGACGGCCAUGCAGUACUGCAACAUGGUGGGCUCCAGGGCAGACGCCAGGAGCCCAGGACCCGGGAUGGGGCCACUCGCCCGGCUUGGCCACACAGCAGCCCCCCCAGCUCUAAAAGCAAGACCUUCAGGGGCUCCAGGCGAGCUCUGGCCAUCCCUGGAUGCGGUGUUUCCUCCAGCCCUUCCCAUGGCAAGAUGCCCUGCUCCCCACCUGGGCCGCCUGCCCUCCCACCUCCCACACCUCCCCCGGCCAUCAUCUCCGUGGCCCAGAGCUCCUCCCAGCCUGGUCUCACCUUCCGACCAGCUUGCUGCAGUUUGAGAUGGGACCAGGAAGGAAAGAGAAGGUUCUGGGAGGAGGAGGAGGCUGCCAAGUGGCUGGUGCCAGGGCCGGCCUGGCAGGCAGGAGACUAGGAGAAUGGAGAUGGGUGGGGGACGAGGUAAACAUGUGGAGAAAUAGAAUGGGUUUUGGGAGAUGGCAGAGACCAGGAGACAGAGAAGAGCCUGGAGGAAAGGGCCCCACCCCGAGGGAGGAAGGGAGGGCUUGGGGGAAACAGCGCCCGCCCGGUGCACCCCGGAGGCCCAGGAAGGGCGAUCCUGAUGGAGAGAAGGGGCCGCCCUCGGGAAGAGGCAUGGGCCCAGGAAGGGCGAUCCUGAUGGAGAGAAGGGGCCGCCCUCGGGAAGAGGAUGCAGGGAGAGAAAAGGAGAGCUGCACUGCAGAGGGGGCUGUGGGGAGAGGGGCUCUGCCAUCCCCUCAGCCAGAUGGGUGUCGUCUUCCUGAACAUAGAAGGGAACUGGGAUGCCAUGUUCUAACGCCCGUGUGUCUCCACGCAUGGCCAGGAGUUUGGGCAGGGCUGGGCUGUGAGCAGGCAGGACUGCCCUCCCGAAGCAGGCGCAGAACGAGCAUUUGGGGAAGGAGAAGACACGUGUCCGCACCCUGCAGCUGGUGGGGUGGGAGGAGCUCCAGCCCGGACGCCUUGGAACUGACCUGUCCUGAGCUGGACAGCCAAGACGCGAUGGUGGCUGUGCUGGGCUCCAGCCCAUGGUGGCCUCCAGGAACCCCAGGCCCAGAGUCCCCAGGAGGGAGCAGCCGGCAACACGGUUUCCACCGUGGAGACCGGGCAUCCUGGCUUGAGUUCACUCCACUCCAGGAGGAGCCGCCGCCGUGAGACCAACGCCAGGCCCACCUUGGGCCCCAGGACUCCGAGGCACUUCCUUGGGUUGGUGUGCUGGAUGGAAGUAGGGCUGUAUUUCCUAAGACCUGCGGGGCAGAUCUGGCCUCUGGAGGUGAGAAUUUGCUGGGGCCCUUCAUGGGUGAAAGAGGAAAACCAGCCUUGGGGGGGCAUCUCACAGUCCCCUCUGUCCCUCAGGUAGGAUGCGUGGGGCGUGGUGGAGCCACGGGGUAGGGGAACGGGGACCCCCUCAGGUGCGUGGGGGCUGGGAGGUGGGUGCAAGUUCCCCCCGUCUCACCGAGAAGGGACUUGGAGAGUUAGAUGGUGUGUCUGAGUUAGGAUGGCAGGCUCAGCUGACCUUGUCUCAGAGGCACCCAGCAAGGGCCAGGGACGGCAUCCCCACCAGGCACAUGGCAGUUCAUCCUCAGAGACACUGUGUGGGAGGGAGGAGAAGCCCACACCUCUCUGAGGCAAACUUCAGGAUGGCCAGGGGCCCCUGAGCACCCCGCCCACCUUUCCCCCGACGCCUAUGUGGGGCGAUGCUGUCUGCCCUCCUUUGAGCUCUGCAGUAUCCUGUGACUUUGGGCCGUCUGUCCUGCUUGCUCUGUCUGUGCUGGGGAGUGGGCAGGAGUGGACAGACAGAGAUCUGCCCUUCUCCAAGAGUCCCAGCCGUGGGAGGCUUCACCUUCUAGAAGGUUCCUCCUGUUUCUCUGUGCCUACUAAGAGGCUCAUCCUCACACCUGAGGACUGUCUCCCUGCUGGUAGGCUCACCACAUGGAGGAAAGGGGGCCUCUGGUCACCUUCCCCGCAAGCACAGACACACACAGUGUCACAGGGCAGUUGAGACUGUGUUACCAAGCCCAGCGGGCGGCCUGGGAACACAUCCUUGUGUGUCACCUUACUGGCUGCAGGAGCUCAGGGACAGCCGUAUUCACCCUGUGCCUCAGUUUCCUCAUCUGUAGAAUGGGACCAGUUUGCAUGAGGCUCCCGGGCAGAGCCUGGAACCCGUGAACCCAAGAGCAGUCGUCAUCAGGCCAACGUGCACUCGAGCAGAGAUGUCUCCCCAAGUCCAGCUUGCUGUCAUAUCCCCUGCAGUUCUGGUGGUGGGAACCCAGAAGUCAGAGCACAGCUACCUCCUGGCAGCUGGAGGCCACAGCGCCCCGAGUUUGGGACACACCCCUCUCUGCGUGUCCCUGCCACUUCCUCAAGGCUAUCGGCCAGCCCCUCCCACCCAAGGCACCCCAUGGAGCCUCCCAGGAGAUCUUCAGACCCAGGGCAGGUGGGGGCUGGAUCUGCCCUUCCUUGGGUGCCCCAGGUCUGUUAUGGGCACGGGCUGUGAGCUGGUGCCAAGAAGGACAGAGGCAUCAGGCCAGGCCAAACUGCCGCACACAGCUGGCCGCAGGGCCACUCACUGAUCGCAGAUGGUCAGGCUUCAGGCUGUCUGACACGGGCCGUCUGCUCCUCCUUGGACAGUUGGAGCACUCAAAUGUUAAAACAAUUUUUUAAAAUAAAUUUUUCUACUUUUUUUUUUUUGAGACAGGGUGUCACUCUCUGGCCCAGGCUGGAGUGCAGUGGUGUGAUCAUGGCUUGCUGUAGCCUCAUCCUCCUGGGCUCACGCGAUCCUCUCACCUCAGUCUCCCACAUAGCUGGGAAUACAGGUGCGUGCCGCCGCACCUGGCUGAUAUUUAGUAGAGAUGGGGUCUCACUAUGUCGCCCAGGCUGGUCUCCAACUCCUGGACUCAAGCAAUCUGCCCACCUUGGCCUUCUACAAUACUGAGAUUACAGGUGUGAGCCACCACACCUGGCCCCAAAUAAAACAAUUUAAAAAGGAAAAAAGUGUGUGUGUGGCAGGAAGAGGAGGGCGAGGCCCGGAAGGAACUGAAGGAAACAAACUCAAGGAGAACAGCUGGUCCCCACGCCAGCGUCGACGCUCCAAGUCCUUCACCUCGGAGCCGAGCAGGGGCUGGGGGCACGGGGAGCUUCUG
Messenger RNA from Pongo pygmaeus (Bornean orangutan), 3504 nucleotides. RefSeq lists its product as uncharacterized. The transcript is spliced from 3 exons. The record is from RefSeq and is a predicted model, not a curated record. NCBI's taxonomy places the organism in Eukaryota, Metazoa, Chordata, Mammalia, Primates, Hominidae. Bases 512 to 1516 code for a protein of 334 amino acids.